AUGUCCGUCAGUGCUGCCUUUGAACAGUAUGUUCGCAAUAGACUACAGAGAAUUCACCAACAAGCUCAAGGUGGCCCUCCAUAUUGCCGCCCAUAUAUCGUACCCCAAAAGAGGCCUAGAAUUUCAUAUAAUCGACUAAAUCUUUAUUGGAUGCAGGACAGUAUGUGUAUCUACCUUUUUCACUUUUCUUUGAAAGAAAUUCAAAUGAUCAGCAGUACGCUUGGACUGCCUUCGAGGUGUGAAUUUGGACAUUUGAAAGUCGAAAGCGAUUUUGGCUUUGCAGUAUUGAUACAUCGAUAUAUUUCCGGUCGAUCCCUAAAAGAUCUCUCACUUCUUUUUGGAAUGAGCCCGACAAGCAUAUCGACUGUUUGCACGGGAAUGCAAAACCUAAUAUACGAUAAAAUAAAGUGGGGGAUUCAAUUUGACACUCGUCAAUUCUCUCCGGCCAACUUGGAAAUCUUUUCCGAAGCUAUACUUGCCAAAGGGGCCUCGUUUCCCAACAUCGUCGGCUUUAUCGAUGGUCUUGUCAAAGAAAACUCGUACGCAAAGGGCGAAGUAGAUUUCACAAGGGAUUAUUACAACGGGUGGAAGCAUUUCCACUCUGUAAAGUUCCAGUCUAUUGUCACUCCGGAUGGCAUAACGAACACCUUGAUUGGACCAUUUGUCGGCCGAAAGAAGGGUCUUUCGCAUUACACGACUGAUAACGCUGAGAAGAGAAUCGAAAAGUACUUGCAGCUCUCACCCAAUCGCGAAGAUUGGUUUGCGUUUUACGGAAGUCCUGCUGGUAUCGAAUGUGCAAACAUAUUCAAACCGUUCGAUAGCGAAACCAAAGAUGAUAUCGAGAUUAAAAGCAAUCGAUGCAUGGCAAAAAAUAUGCUCCACUGUGUCAACAGAACCAAAAGGCACACAAGCACAUUCUUUAAUGUACCUCCACCGAAACUCGAAGACUAUAUUGCUGGCCUGAUGCGGGGGAAAAUUGAGGGAGAAGACGAGGAUGACCCGUUAAUCGUUAAGCUCUGA
Phycomyces blakesleeanus NRRL 1555(-) is the source of this 1020-nucleotide messenger RNA. RefSeq lists its product as hypothetical. The record is from RefSeq and is a predicted model, not a curated record. Bases 1 to 1020 code for a protein of 339 amino acids. The transcript has 3 exons. NCBI's taxonomy places the organism in Eukaryota, Fungi, Mucoromycota, Mucoromycetes, Mucorales, Phycomycetaceae.